GCCAAUAAGCAAGAUCCAAGUAGAAAAAUGGCGUCUCCCAGCCGCUGGAGGAUUAUUUCAGUGUUAUUCCUUGCAGUGUUUAUCAUUUCGACUCAUUGUUCGGACACCAAACCUAAAAAGAAAAAAGAUAUUCGGGAUUACAAUGACGCCGACAUGGCCAGGCUACUCGAACAGUGGGAGAAAGACGACGACAUUGAAGAAGGCGAUCUGCCGGAGCACAGAAGAUCACCUCCACCUAUCGAUUUCUCUAAAGUGGACCCGUCCAAACCUGAGGAGCUCCUGAAAAUGUCCAAAAAGGGGAAAACCGUCAUGGUGUUUGCGACAGUAUCUGGCAACCCAUCUGAGAAGGAGACUGAGGAGGUCACAAGCCUGUGGCAAAGCAGUCUCUUCAACGCCAACUUUGAUGUUCAGAGGUUUGUGGUGGGCUCCAACCGUGUCAUCUUCAUGCUACGCGAUGGCGGCUACGCGUGGGAGAUUAAGGACUUCCUGACUGGCCAGGAGCGAUGCGAGGACGUGACCGUGGAGGGACAGGUGUUCCCUGGGAAGGCGGCCACGAAGGAAAGCAAGGGGAAAGGACAAAACGCCACCGGCAAGACAAAGGACAAGAAAGCUGCCAACCGGGCCGCCCAAUACAAACAGGAACUCUGAAGCUGAAGCGUUUGCCCAGGAGCAGCACGUAGGGAUAUGUGGAUGGUAUGCUUAAUCAGAGACUACACGUGGAGGUGCCCAGCCGGGGUGCUUAGGACAACAUGGUUCUAUACGCAGUGUGUCGCUCAUACCAGGAGGCUGCUUCUGUGGCCGUUGUCUUUUGUUUCUGAGUGGUACUUUGUGAUCCCCUACGUAGGCCUUCAGUCAUGUCACUGUUAUUUUUGUUUCUUCUUCUUCAUUCGAGCAGUACUUAACCUUAUUCUUCCACUACAUUCACCCAAAGAAAAGGUAUGUGGUAUUUGUCAUUAAAAUAAAAGGUUUCAUUUGGAUAAUUUUUACCCAUGUUGCACCUAGGCACAUAAUACUGAUCAUUCUGUACAAAUGCAGUGGCCUGUUCACAGAACCUUUUAGUAUUUUUACGUGAUGCUGCAAAUACAAAUCAUUUAAUUAUUUUCAAAA
Electrophorus electricus (electric eel) is the source of this 1107-nucleotide messenger RNA. RefSeq names its product mesoderm development LRP chaperone (gene mesd). NCBI's taxonomy places the organism in Eukaryota, Metazoa, Chordata, Actinopteri, Gymnotiformes, Gymnotidae. Gene Ontology annotation, biological process: protein folding. The record is from RefSeq and is a predicted model, not a curated record.